ACCACUACUCAUUUUUACUAUAUAUGACAAGAUAUCAAUAACAGAUGAAUGGUUUAUAUAAAUAUAUAGUACAAACAAUCAUAAACUGUGAGAUUUACAAUGACCACGCAUGUGCAAACCUUUUUUUUCUCAGAGUAACCAACAACGAUGACGUUAGCACAAGUGUCUCAGUGGCAGGUAGCCGCUGAACAAUUUUAGCCACCAGCGUUGAGUGAAUCCUUAGUAUUAGCGGCACCGAUCUCGCGGAAACAUCAAAUGCUCUCGAAACGGAGGAAACGAUCAUUACUCAAAACAGUAUCGCGACGCGACUCGAUUUUACGUAAUCAGGACGUUAUUAUAUUUUCGAAUUUCGUACCAAUUCUGACCGUGUGCUAAUUUUUAGUGGAAAUGAUUCCGCUUUUCUUCAAUCGGGCGCGACUCUUUCUCAACCGAUAUCCGGUGGCACGUGGGAUGGUCACCUACAGCCUUCUGUGGCCCGCGGGCUGUCUCAUACAACAGUCAGUCACCGGAACGAGUUGGAGAGAUUACGAUUUGAAAAAAUGUUUCAGGUUCUUCAUAUACGGCGGUUUUAUCGUAGCUCCGAGUCUAUAUUGUUGGAUUCGCCUAGCCUCGGUUAUGUGGCCGGCACAAACUUUAAAAUCAGCCAUAGCUAAGGCAGUUACCGAACAGGUCAGCUACACACCGAUGGCAAUGACGUUGUUCUACUUUGGCAUGAGCCUGCUGGAAUCGAAAACAGUGGAAGAAGCCUUUGCGGAAGUGAGAGCUAAGGUUCCCCCGACUUAUAAGGUCGCGAUCUGCAUAUGGCCCCUACUGCAAACGUUUAAUUUCUCCAUGGUUCCCGAAAAGAAUCGUGUCCCCUUCGUGAGCAUGUGUAGCUUACUUUGGACUAUCUUUCUAGCCUACAUGAAGCAGUUGGAACUCGAAAAGUUGCAGCAAAAGAACAGUUUGAUAAUACCGAUAAUACCAAAGUAAGAUUAAAAUUACUUUUACAAAA
Uranotaenia lowii is the source of this 994-nucleotide messenger RNA. RefSeq names its product mpv17-like protein. NCBI's taxonomy places the organism in Eukaryota, Metazoa, Arthropoda, Insecta, Diptera, Culicidae. The coding region runs from base 388 to 972 and encodes 194 amino acids. The record is from RefSeq and is a predicted model, not a curated record. Gene Ontology annotation, cellular component: membrane; cytoplasm. The transcript is spliced from 4 exons.